AUGGUGGCUGGACCGGCGACUGUCGCCGCCGUGCUGGUGAUGAUAGCCUCGGUAGUCGUCCUGCUCGUCGCGCCGGCGGCGGACAGCCAAUGCGACCCCCUGAGGGACGUCGUGGUCAAAGAGAGCGCCGGCGACAUCCAGUUGGACGGCGCUAAGAAGUACGGCGUGACGGUGUCCAACCAGGCCGGAGCCGCCGUCUCCGCGGUCCACCUCGCAUGCGCCUACGACUUCCGCCACGUGGACGACGACGUCGACCCGCGCGUGCUCGUCCAGGUCGCCCACGGCGACUGCCUCCUCGUCCGCGGCCGCGCCAUCGCUCACAUGCACGUCAUCGCUGCCACCUGCGCCACGGUCAUCACAUAA
Molecule: messenger RNA, 363 nt
Organism: Miscanthus lutarioriparius
Lineage: Eukaryota; Viridiplantae; Streptophyta; Magnoliopsida; Poales; Poaceae
Source: the annotation of a GenBank genome assembly